AUGAAGAAAUGUGCAAGAGAACAAUCUAUCUGCUUCUCUUUCUUCCUCCUAGUUUGUGGACAGGCCCCUCUGAACACUCGUAUUGUGGGCGGUGUAGAUGCAUUUGAGGGUUCAUGGCCGUGGCAGGUCAGUCUGCACAGCUCCAACUUCGGAGGUCAUUUUUGUGGAGGCUCCCUCAUCAACAGUGAAUGGGUGCUGACUGCGGCUCACUGUUUACCUGGUGUCAGUGCAUCUGAUCUACUUGUGUACCUAGGAAAGAGAAUACAGCAAGGAGUCAAUACCUAUGAAAUCAGUAGAAAUGUAAUCUCCAUCAUCGUCCACCCCUCCUACAAUAGUCAAACCAGUGACAAUGACAUCGCUCUGCUCCGGCUGUCCUCCGCAGUCAUUUUUAAUGACUAUAUUAGACCCGUGUGUCUGGCGGACCAGAGCAGUGUCUUCCCUUCUGGCACCAGCAGCUGGAUCACAGGCUGGGGAGAUGUUCAAGCUGGAGUGAGUUUACCUUCUCCUGGGAUCCUGCAGGAGACUUUGGUUCCAGUGGUAGCUAAUGAUCAGUGUAAUACUCUUCUGGGUUCUGGAUCUGUUACCAGUAACAUGAUGUGUGCUGGUUUAACACAGGGAGGCAAAGACACCUGCCAGGGAGACUCUGGAGGUCCAAUGGUGAGCAGGCAGUGUUCGGUGUGGGUUCAGUCUGGUAUCACCAGCUGGGGUUAUGGCUGUGCUGAUCCCAACUCUCCUGGUGUUUACACCCGCGUUUCACAGUAUCAGAGCUGGAUCACAAACAACGUUGGCCAAAACUUUCCAGGAUUCUUCAUUUUUAAUACUUCAAGCACAUGCCAGUCUGUUUCUGUGGCCUCACCUGCUUUUACUACAUCACCUAUUUCUGCUGCCACAAUUGCUUCUGCUGCAUUGCCUGUUUCUACUACCUCACGAGUUUCUGCUACCUCAAGAACUACUACUUUGAGACCUCCACCCAAUCAGUGUAACUCUCUUUCACACAUGUACACAUAA
Messenger RNA from Carassius carassius (crucian carp), 1008 nucleotides. RefSeq names its product tryptase-like. The transcript has 5 exons. Gene Ontology annotation, biological process: proteolysis. Gene Ontology annotation, molecular function: serine-type endopeptidase activity. The coding region runs from base 1 to 1008 and encodes 335 amino acids. Lineage: Eukaryota; Metazoa; Chordata; Actinopteri; Cypriniformes; Cyprinidae. The record is from RefSeq and is a predicted model, not a curated record.